UUUUGCUCAAAUUCUUCCUGCCAUUGGACAAUUGAAUCCGUUUUUCAAAGUCACCGGGUGAAGAAAAAAAAAAGUUUAUCACUGCAGUGGCCGCGCUUUAAUAAACCUGUCAUAAGCAUAUUGAACCAAACAUAAUACUCAUUUCAAAUGAGCGAUUGGGAAGAAGAAAUCGAAGUUGAAAUUGCAGUGCCCCUCAAAAAGAAUAAAUGGGAAGAUGAAGAUGUUGAAGAAGAUUUAAAGGACGAUUGGGAGCUGUCUGACGAUGAAGAAGAAAAGAAAAAGAAAGAAGAGGAGGCUAAAAAGAGAGCUGCAGCUCCUAUUAGAAAGAAAGUGGGGUUGAAGCAAAAGAUUGCUGAAAAACAAGCAGCCGAAGAACAGAAAAAGAAAGAAUUAGAAGCUAAGAAGGCAGCAGCACAAGAGGAAGCAGAGGAGGGAGACUAUGAACGCCAACAACGCAUGCGUCAAUUAGAAUUAGAAGCCGAUAUGGCGAAUGCUACUGAUCUUUUCUCUGGAGUUUCUUUGUCUGACAUCACGGACAAGCCUCUUGAGGAAGUUAGACCCAAAAAUCGUGUUGAAUUUGAUGCUUAUCGUAAGCGUUUAGUUGAAUUGAUCACACCCUACUCUAAAUCUAUCAAUUUUGGUUGGUUCAUCGAUGAUUUACUGCGUGAUAUAGCAUUCCCAUUGAACCAUCAAGAAGUGAAGAAGGUAUCUUCCUCACUGACCGUGAUUGCUAAUGAAAAGCAAAGAGCUGCUAAGGAAGCCCAGAAGAAAACAAAGGGUAAAUCCAGGCCCCAAUUGGCUGCUGCUGGUAAAGUUGCCUCAAAAGACGCUUAUGAAGACACUUAUGACGAUUAUGAUGAUUUCAUGUAAAAAAAGUAUAAAAAAGCGCCCGAUAUUUUUAUUACACAAUUCACCAUAAUCACUACUCUUGGAAGUAGCUGAUCAAUCGUAUUACUAUCAGCAGAAUAUCAAUAAAAGUUCAUGCAUAGCCAUCCUUUUUCUUGUA
This is a messenger RNA of Mycotypha africana, 1006 nucleotides long. Its product is annotated as eukaryotic translation initiation factor 3 subunit J. The transcript is spliced from 4 exons. The record is from RefSeq and is a predicted model, not a curated record. Gene Ontology annotation, cellular component: cytoplasm; eukaryotic translation initiation factor 3 complex. Lineage: Eukaryota; Fungi; Mucoromycota; Mucoromycetes; Mucorales; Mycotyphaceae. Gene Ontology annotation, molecular function: translation initiation factor activity. The coding region runs from base 148 to 870 and encodes 240 amino acids.